AUGGCGCUGAUGUUCCUCAAGGCAGCGCUUUGCCAGCCAGAAUGCCAGUCUGGAGGUCAUCAGAUCCUUCAUAGCCCAUAUAGAAGUGUUAAUUUUGAUUCAUCACAGCUUCAGCAGUCGGCUAUUCAGGACGUAAUAUGUGAUCAUUCAUUGACGUCAGGAUGGUAUCGCUUUGUAAUUUUUGAUAAACCAGCUGAAAUGCCUACCAAGUGUGUGGAGGUGAAUCACUGUGGAACACAAGCUCCUGUCUGGCUGUCUCUGGGAGAGUCCGAAUCCUUGCCUCAACCUGGUGAAAUCAAACACUUAACAGCCUGUGCAACGUGGCGGUUUUUCUUCAGCACUGCAGAAGACUGCUGCCUUUUCCGAAUUCCUGUUAGUGUAAGGAACUGUGGGGAUUUCUUCUUGUACUUGCUCCAGCCUACCCAGGGGUGCAUGGGAUAUUGCGCAGAAGUGAUUUCAGAUGCAAAACCCCAUGACUGUCAAUCUGGGGACCAUGGAACACAAACCAUCUGUAGCAGUAAAUUUCCUCCUUCACAAUUGCAACUUCCAUUACCACCCUCUCCAAGCAUACCUGAAAUUGUGGCAGAGUUAGUUGAUGAUAUUGUUUUCUUAAGGUGCACCUUUGAUGUACCUACUGCAAACACCUCAGUGGGCUUUGUUGUGGUUUGGUCCAGACUGUCUCCUGAAAGCAUCAAAGAAGAACUGAGACAAGAGACAACUGUUCAGACAUUCUCAGUUUUAGAACUGGAUGGUAUAAACCUCAGACUUGGAGAUAGGAUUUACUGUAGCAGUUCUGCCUUUUUCUUAGAGAAACCAGAAAUGCAGAGCCCACUCACUGAGAGCAAGGAAUUCUUUGCAGGGAUUAAGCUGCAUCCUGAGGCAUUUACUAUAUCCGAAGAUGGAAAGCAAUAUAGACUGACAGCAGAAAGCAAAAUUCCCAUUCCUUGUCCUAAAGAAGGCCAGUUUGGAAAUGACUGCAAAAUCUCAUUAAAAUUAAACACGAUAGAGGAAGGUAAAGACCAACGGAGCUUAAACUUGGUACUGUCUUCUUGCCUUGUGGACCUUUUUCAGCAUCCCUGCAACAAUAAAACCUGUAGCCAGGCUAGUAUUCAUUUUGCUGCUGUGUCUGAUUUCAUUCAAGAUGGGGACACAGUAACCAGGAUUGUGGUGGACCCUAUCAUUAGUGACAGUUUUCUGUGGAAUAAUUAUGUGCCAGAAAGCACUCAGGUUACCGUGAAGGAUUUGCCCUCUGCUUAUUGCUACUCUUUUACUGACCCACAUAUCAUUACAUUUGAUGGCAGAGCAUAUGACAAUUUUAAAACAGGAACAUUUGUGCUAUACAGAAGUAACUUCCGUGAUUUUGAAGUCCACGUACGUCAGUGGGACUGUGGAAGCCUUUAUUACCCGGCAUCAUGCAACUGUGGUUUUGUUGCCAAAGAAGGGGCUGAUAUAAUAGCGUUUGACAUGUGCAGUGGCCAGCUUCGUGACUCACAGCCCCAUUUAUCCAUAAAGAGCAGAGACUCUCCAGACAGCUAUGUCAGGAUCACUGAAUCUUACCAAGGAAGGAAAGUCACAAUUUCAUUUUCUUCUGGAGCUUUUGUUCGAGCUGAUGUGAGUGAAUGGGGAAUGAGUCUGACACUCAGAGCUCCCAGCUCAGAUUAUAAACACACCUUGGGACUUUGUGGAACUUUUGAUGGCAAUUCAGAGAAUGAUUACCAUGAUGUGGACGGAACGGAAAUCUCAGGAGGAACUGAUGCUUAUCUGACUUUUAUUAACGAAUGGAGAAUUGCACCAGGAGAGAGCCUCUUUGACAAAAUACCAUCUCCUUUAACUUCAGCCAAGAAAAUACUUUUCUGCAGUUGCAGUGCGGGUGGCAUGGGAGCAGAUGAGCCAGUGAACAAACUAAAGUCCUUUUCAGAAGCAGGAUUUGCUUUGUCUUGUAAAAGAACUGAGCAACAUGCUAGGCUUCCUUCUUUGAUCCCAGGGCUGGAUGUUACAGCUGAGUAUAUUAGCUCGGUUGAUCAUGUCAGGGGCUUAAGUAAGCGUGCCUCUGUGCUUGAAGAGGAUUCCUCUGUUCUUCUCUCAAGAGAAGUACACUUGCUUAAUCAAACGGCUCUUCAGAUAGCAUCCCAGAAGCACCUAACCAUCCUUCCAAACUCAAAGAGCAGCACUAGGACAAAUAAACAAGAUGUUCUGCGCUCCAUAGCCUACAACAACACUGACAUGUAUCAGCAGCAGCACAGAAGACCAUCUGUCAGAAGCCGCCCAAAACGGCAGCAUUAUUAUGAGUACCAUCCUGCAUUUCCAUCCCAGAGUCUGAGCCAAGCAGAUCUGGAUGGAUUUAGUUAUUUCUUCCCAGAAGAUCACACAGCUGACACAUACCAAGAGCCCUUGUCCUCAUGGCCCACGCCUUCUGGCUUCACCGAAUCUGAUGCAGUGGGUCUGUGCCAGGAGAUGGUAGCUAAUUCUAGCCUAGGCAGAGCCUGCCAUGCUCUCCUUGGCCUUCAGGUAGAGAAUGCAGUACAGAUGUGUGUCAAGGAUUUGCAACUGAAGGAUGAUCUCAACUGGGCAAAAGCAUCUUUGGCCCUCUUGGAAAAUGAAUGUGAAAAAAGGGUUUGGGAAGAAAUUAAUUACAGCCCGAAAGAAAAUGAAGGGUUCAUUGAAGACUUGCUCUUGGCACUGAAAUGUCCCAACCUCUGCAGCAAGAAAGGCCAGUGUGUCGAGUGGGGCUGUGCAUGCUUUGAAGGCUUCACCUCUUACGACUGCAGUAUGUUGUCUGAUCAGGUUCCAGAAAUUAUAGAGCUAGACAAUGGAGGAUUGUGUGAUAUUCGGCAAUAUGACUGCACAACUGUAAGAGCUUUUGGCCAUGGAUUUCAAGAGUCUCCUGGCUCGAGAUGUGAAAUUAACAAAUUGCAGUACAGUGAUAACAAAUGGGUCCUUGGGGAAUCUGAAUUUAUCAGUGGUGUCUUUCAUAAUACCAGGACAGUUGAUUGCCAUCUAUCAGCUGAAGGACAACAUUCUGAUACUAUGGAUCUGGUAGAUGACAAACCAAUUGCAAGGUGGCAAAUUAAGGUUUCCAAUGAUGGGAUCACUUAUAGCAACCCUAAAAUCGUGACUUUAUUUGAUGGAGCUUGUCAGCUAUGCAGUCCUCAGUUGGAUGGACUCUGCAUGUUAAAGGAGAAAACAUGCACUAUAGAUGGACUUUGUUAUGGCGAAGGUGACACAAAUCCUCUGAGCCCUUGCUUACUCUGCAGACCUGAAGUGUCAAAGUUAACUUGGUCAAUUGCUGAAAGUAACCAACCUCCUGUAAUUCAAAAUCUUCAAGAAAGGCUGCAAACAUUUUAUGGGGAGAACUUUGUGUAUCACUUCACGGCCACAGACCCAGAAGGCUCUGCCAUUGCCUUUUCGCUAAAUUCUGGGCCCUUAGGUGCCAGUCUUUCUCCUGCUGGACUCUUGAUAUGGAAAGCAGUGUCAAAAAACACUCAGCAGUUUACUUUUACGGUGACAGAUGACUGCAGUGCUGAAGCCAGAGGAACAAUAGAGGUCACCGUGAAACCAUGUGACUGUUUAAAUGGUGGGUCUUGUGUGACAAACGUCAGUUUCCCCCCUGGAAGUGGGAAAUACAUCUGUGUCUGCUUGCCAGGGUUUGAGGGUGACCUUUGUCAAGUGAACAUUGAUGACUGCACAUCCAAUCCGUGUGGCCUCACCAGAUGUUUCGAUGGAAUAAAUAGCUUCCGCUGUGAAUGUACACCUGGACUGCAGGGCUUCCUGCAGCAUUCCACUACGGCGGUUCCAAAUACUGCAAAAUUUCCAUCUAAUCCCACAGAUGUUCCUGAAAGUUUUAUUCCCACAGAAACAGCCAAGAGUGCUCCAUCAGCUUCUAUAGCUCAGACAACUAUAUCUUCAAAGUUGCUCAUUUCACAGAGAACAGCUUUUAGAAAGCCAAUUAGGAGUGGAUUCCUUGAUUAUUUAUUUGAUGUCAGUACUGCAAACACCUAUUCUGGUACCACCGGCAAAGGCUCUGUGGCCAGCUCCGUGCCCAACGUGUCAUUUAGGAAUAAUGCAGUAUCUCCUGGGAGGACCACAAAGACACCACUAUCACAAGUGGAGAGAUCUUACUCUCCCUUAGGGGCCAGCAUAAUACUGAGCAACAAAAUGAACAUAAUCAAUAGGACCUUAGUAGCAAACAAAGAACCAGAAGGAAAAAGUGAUGGCAAGUUUCAGAGCCCAUUUGGGAAACAUAGAGACAACUUUGUACAGCCCAUCUUUGAGACAUUUGCUGUGCCUCCCAAAGGGUCCGGGACAGAUGAAGAGGGGAGCUUCAGAUGUGGUCGUUGCCCUUUUGGCUAUUUUGGAGAUGGUGUUGUAUGUAUAGCAAUAUGCAGGCAUCCAUGUGGUAAAAACAUGAAAUGUGUGGCACCCAAUACCUGCCGAUGCAAAUCUGGAUACUUGGGCCAUGGUUGUCAGGUUGCCCUUUGUCAACCAGAGUGUAAAAACCUUGGGAAAUGUAUCCAGCCUAAUGUAUGUGAAUGUCUCCCAGGAUUCAGUGGAUCCAUCUGUGAUGAAGCCCAUUGUGACCCACCUUGCCAACAUGGAGGGACGUGUCUAACUAAAAACCUUUGCACUUGCCCAUAUGGUUUUGUAGGUCCAAGAUGCGAAACAAUGGUAUGCAACAGGCACUGUGAAAAUGGCGGUGAAUGUCUUACUCCAGACGUCUGCCAGUGCAGAGUUGGCUGGUAUGGACCCACAUGUAGUACAGCGGUGUGUGACCCAGUAUGCCUCAAUGGUGGAUCGUGCAUUAAACCAAAUACUUGUCUUUGUCCCAAAGGAUUUUUUGGUGCCUAUUGUCAAAAUGCUGUCUGUAACCCUCCUUGUAAGAAUGGUGGUCAUUGUAUGAGAAAUAAUGUUUGCACUUGUCCUGAUGGCUACAUUGGAAGGAGAUGUGAAAAAAGUAUCUGUGACCCAGUGUGCAUCAAUGGAGGGAGAUGCGUGGGCCCAAAUGUUUGUUCUUGCCCUUCAGGAUGGAGGGGCAAAAGAUGCAACACUCCUAUAUGCCUUCAGAAGUGCAAGAAUGGAGGGGAAUGUAUUGGGCCGAGUACUUGCCAUUGCCCACCAGAAUGGGAAGGAAUUCACUGUCAGACACCUGUGUGCAACCGGAAAUGUCUAUAUGGAGGGACAUGUAUACGGCCUAAUGUAUGCUCUUGCCGUCCUGGCUACACUGGAGUCAUCUGUGGGAAAAAAAUCAGGGUACAAGGACAUCGCGCUUGAAGAACCAGUAUCUGGAUCACAUAAUCAUGCUUCAUGGACCACCAGGUUCUUGGAUGUAAAGAGGUUCUCUCAAGGCACCAUUACAUAAAGGGCACAAUCCAGCCCCUUCUUCAAGAGGACAAAACACAGAAAGGCUCCACAUAAGAGUUUAUUAGAGCUGUUCCCUUUUCCCACUUUGCUAGCCCCUGCACGGGAAAUACCACUGCUACGCUGGGCAUCCUUCAAUCUUGCGAUCUAUUCAUGUUAAGCAGAACUCCUCACACACACACUCACACAACUCACUUGUAAAAAUCUAGUGGCCUGCUGCUUCCUAGGUCCCUGAGGAACAAAGUCCUUGCAUGGGUCCAGUGGGAUUGGGCUACUAGAGGGGCAGGAAGUGGGAGAAGGCCAUAGGUUAGUGUAAAUGGCUGAGUGUGCUGUAGUGUGCUCUCCAUGGCAGCAA
Molecule: messenger RNA, 5710 nt
Organism: Gekko japonicus
Lineage: Eukaryota; Metazoa; Chordata; Lepidosauria; Squamata; Gekkonidae
Gene: VWDE
Product: von Willebrand factor D and EGF domains
Exons: 30
Coding region: 1-5268 (1755 amino acids)
Biological process (GO): anatomical structure development
Cellular component (GO): extracellular region; cell surface
Molecular function (GO): calcium ion binding; signaling receptor binding
Source: RefSeq, a predicted model, not a curated record